This is a messenger RNA of Gossypium raimondii (Peruvian cotton), 1927 nucleotides long. RefSeq names its product receptor-like cytosolic serine/threonine-protein kinase RBK1. Gene Ontology annotation, molecular function: ATP binding; protein kinase activity. Bases 271 to 1668 code for a protein of 465 amino acids. Gene Ontology annotation, biological process: protein phosphorylation. The transcript has 8 exons. Lineage: Eukaryota; Viridiplantae; Streptophyta; Magnoliopsida; Malvales; Malvaceae. The record is from RefSeq and is a predicted model, not a curated record.
UUCUGAUCAAGCUGCAGGUUUUUUAGCUUUGCUUUUGAUUUGAUGUCUCUAAGAAUUACCAACUUCAAAAGAUAUGCCCCUUCUUUUUUCUUCGAGACCAAACAAGUCAGCCCACCUCAAAACAUGAAAAUGUAAAACUUUUUUUUUUUUUUGUGGGAUUCCCAUGCUUGUUAUGUAUCCAAGAACAUUUUCAAGUUCAUAAUAUUGAAUUGAAAACAUAGCAAGCUUUUGUUCAUAUUUCUUUUGAGUACUUGAAAAAAGCCUUGGAUAAUGGCUAUGGAAGAGACAGGGAGAGAGACAGUGGAAGAGAAAACCCCAGAAAAGGAAUCGAAAUCCAAGGAGAUGAGAAGUGAAUCGGUAAAUGAACAGCCAUCACCGAGAUGUGUAUUGGAGAUUCCGGUGCUGGGAUCCGACUCCGAUACCAGCAGCUGCAGCAGCAAUUCCAGUUCCUAUUCUCCUAGGAAGCCUGUUUUUCAGAAAGGGAACAAAGACUCUUAUGGUCUGCAAUGGAAGAAUUUAAUUGGAAAUGUUAAGAAGAAAUAUGUCAGAAGUUUCUCUCUUAUUCCUUUGCUGACAAGUAAUGAUAAGAACUCAAGGAGGACAAAACUGGCAAAACUACAUGCCUCUGAGGAAGAACAUGUUGAUAUUAACUCCAUGCCAGUUCCUAAACCAUCAUGGAAAAAUUUUACCUACUCAGAGCUUGCUGCUGCUACUGAUAAUUUCAGUCCUGAGAAUUUGAUUGGAAAAGGGGGCCAUGCGGAGGUGUACAAAGGACAUUUAUCUGAUGGUCAAAUCGUAGCAGUGAAGAAGCUAAUGAAGAAUGAGAAACAAGAAGAGGAUAGGGCCAGUGAUUUCUUGUCUGAACUUGGGAUUAUUGCUCACAUAAAUCACCCUAAUGCAGCUUGCUUAAUCGGAUUCAGCGUCGAUGGAGGCUUGCACUUAGUACUUCAGUUUUCACCUCAUGGCAGCCUUUCUUCUGUGCUUUUUGGUUCACCCGAGCGCCUAGAUUGGAAAACUAGGUUUAAGGUGGCGAUUGGGAUUGCAGAUGGAUUGAAAUAUCUCCAUUAUGACUGCCAGAGGCGCAUUAUACACAGAGACAUAAAAGCCUCUAACAUACUGCUCACAGAAGAUUAUGAAGCUCAGAUAUCAGAUUUUGGUCUGGCAAAGUGGCUCCCGGAAAAUUGGCCUCACCAUGUCGUCCAUCCCAUUGAAGGAACAUUCGGGUAUUUAGCUCCGGAGUAUUUUAUGCAUGGAAUCGUUGAUGAAAAGAUUGAUGUAUUCGCAUUUGGAGUUCUAUUGCUGGAGAUAAUAACAGGUCGCCGUGCAGUCGAUUCAGCCAGACAAAGCCUUGUGAUUUGGGCAAAACCGCUCCUGCAACAGAACGAAGUAAAGGAAUUGGUAGAUCCUGGACUAGGAGACAAUUAUGAUCCAAGUGAAAUGAAACGUUCAAUGAUAACAGCUUCCAUGUGCAUUAAUCACUCUGCCAGUAAGCGUCCAACCAUGAUAAGGGUUGUGGAGUUGCUGAAGAACAAAGAGAGUCCGGUAGAGGGUGAGCUGAAAUAUUGUGGUGAGAGAGGAAUAAUUGCAGACAGCUUGGAUUUGCAAGAUUACAGUCGAACCAGCUACCUAAAUGACUUAAAUCGUCAUAAGCAACUGGUUAUGGAGUGACAGGCUUAGUUGUUGUCUGAAAAUUUGAAACAAGGAUAAGAGUAAUGGUCGUGCUGGGGUGGGUGUGUUGUAGAUAAAAAUCCAUUAAAUGACCCAACUUUUCCCAAGAGUAGAUUGGUAUACAUAGCAUAGAAGAAAAUGGCAUCAAUGUCCAAAGCCAUUGGAUUGAUGAAACUAAAGGGAAAACUAGAAAUGAAGCGCCAUUGGGUCAAUAUUGUACUUUAAUUUACAAAACCAUGAAAUUAAAUCCUUUGUCAAA